AACAAUUCUCCUUUCUUCUUUCAAACUUUCUCAUCACUCUCUCACUCUCAUAAAGAAAUUAAAAGACACUAAAAUCAAACAAUGGCGGUAAAGAGAUCCUCUAAGCUAACACAAACAGCAAUGCUAAAGCAAAUACUUAAGAGAUGCUCGAGCUUAGGCAAGAAACAAUGCUAUGACGAGGAAGGUCUCCCUCUUGACGUACCAAAGGGACAUUUUCCGGUUUAUGUAGGCGAAAAGCGUACGAGGUACAUCGUACCAAUUUCCUUCUUGUCUCAUCCCGAAUUUCUUAUUCUUCUUCAACAAGCAGAGGAAGAGUUCGGUUUCCACCACGACAUGGGAGGACUCACUAUCCCUUGCGAAGAAGUCGUUUUUCUCUCUCUAACAUCCAUGAUCAGAUGACAUGUAGAGAGUUUACAUUAUGAUAUAUUUAUGAGGACUAUGAUUCUUUUCUUUUUUUGCCUUUGGAUAAAGAUUUGUUAUCCAAAUGGUUUUCUUUUUCCCGGACUGAAACCUGUAAGAUCCACCUAAAAGAUCACUCUCUACAUGGAUCAUGUAAAUCUCGGGUUUUUAGUUCGUUAAUUCGCCCUAAGUGGGGUUAGUAUUCGAUGGAACAUUGUUUUUUUUUUUUUUUUUUUUAUGAGCUGAUAAGUGGUGGCUUGGCUAAUAGAUGAUUAUUUUAGGUUGGAAUCUUAUGAUCAUUCGAGUUCUUUGAAACUAAGAGAUGUUCGAUUUUUGUAUGAGUCUUUGUAUGGUUUUCUUCACGGAUGUAAGUACGUUUUGAAUUGUAUGCGCGUGAUGUAUUAAUUAAAAUUUCCAUCCUAUUGAA
Molecule: messenger RNA, 826 nt
Organism: Eutrema salsugineum
Lineage: Eukaryota; Viridiplantae; Streptophyta; Magnoliopsida; Brassicales; Brassicaceae
Product: auxin-responsive protein SAUR50
Exons: 1
Coding region: 82-399 (105 amino acids)
Biological process (GO): response to auxin
Source: RefSeq, a predicted model, not a curated record